UCGCACGGUGGUUGUAUAAUCGACUCUGACGAGACGUCGUUUGCUGUGAGGUCUUUUGGAAAAGAGUAACGAGAUUUUUUGAAAAGAGCAACGACUCUGACAAGAUUUUGAAAGAGGUAAACGAUGGCGAGCCAGCAGCAGCAGCAGCAGCCUAUCACAAUGGAAGACGUAUUGCAGGAGAAGGCUGGCGGAUUAGCAGAGAAGCCCGUGACUCCUGCGGAGGCAACCGCACUGCACACAAUUGAACAGCAAGAGUUUGGGUGGGUGCAGAAGGGAGAAAAAGGGGUUGCUGCCAAGGCGCAAGCGGCAGCCAAUCGGAACGUUUUGGCGGGGUAUGCGGACCCGGCGGAGUCUGUGCCGGCGGCUGCGACACCAGGAGGCCCAGCUCCUUUGCAGCAGAGCGGGCAGGUUGCGCAGGAGGUCAAGCAGGAGUUGGAUUCGGCGGGGGCGGAUGCCGUGGGGAAGAUGGCGGAAGCACGGCAGGAGGAAGGUUCUGCAGCAGGCCCUAGGGGCUGGGUGAACGUGGCAGGGGGUCAAGGGGGGUCAGGAGGACCAGCAGCAGCCGGAAGAGGGGGAUUGGGAGGGGCAGGUGGGGCAGGUGCGGGUCGCGGGACAGCAGGGGCAGGCGGAGGGGCUUUUACAGGUCCUACUGGCGCGGCAGCGGCAGUGGGAGCAGGGGGAGCCGGAAGGGGGGUGGUGGCACCUGGCGGAAGGGCAGCAGGGGGAGCGGGAGCGGGUUCAGGAAGAGGGGGAGCGGGUAGGGGCCGCGGAGCAGGAGCGCCUGGGGCGGGCCCGGGAGGGGUCGGGGGUACGAGUGCCACGACGAUUAUAACUGGAAGAGGGAUGGCUGCACAGGGUGUGGGAGGGGCUGGGGGAGGAGUCGGGGCAGGGGAAGCCCAGCCCACUGGAUCAGGCGGAGUUCCGGGGCAGGGCUAUCAGCAGCAGCAAACAGCGGGGGGUCAGGCUGGGGGUCAGGGAGACCAGGCUGGGGGUCAGGUAACACCGGGGGGACCACCACAUUUUCGAGGAAGCGAGGAUGAUAAGGGGAAGAUUACCAUCGGUGAUGUGUUGCGCAAGGUAGGAAUCGAUCAGUUGUCCAAGCCCAUCACCCCCAGCGAUGCGGAGGCCAUCAAGAUGGCGGAGUCACUUGCGGUGGGUCAUCAGACCAUGAAGGGGAGUCUGGGAGCUCAUGCGCAAUCUGCUGCUAAUAACAACGUUGCUGCUGGGCUGAUUAGACCAGAGCAACAUGGUUCUGCGGCAGCUGCAGCGGGAGUAGGUGCGGGAGCGGGACAGACGGGACAAGCGCACACUCUCGGCGAAGUGUUGGCUGACGUGGACGCGCGUUUGGAAGCGGAUAAGCCAAUUACCCUCGCUGAUGCAGCGCGGAUAGAGCAAGUGGAGAAGCGGGCUCAUCCUCUUGGCAUCGUGGAGCCUGGGGGUGUAGCCGCUGCAGCCAUGGAAGCUGCGCGGAAGAAUGCUGGGGAGGAGCAGGAGCAGCGCGUGCUGCAGUCACAACAUUAAUCGUUGUCGUCGAGGAGAAUAGUUGUGAACCCGACCAAUGAAACAGUGACGUGGUAUGGAGAGGAGCAUGCUGCGACCAUGGAAGCUGCACGGAAGAAUGCCAGGGAGGAGCAGCAGCAGCCCAUCAUGUUGCAGUCGCAGCAGUAAUUGGAUGUCAAGGGAAGCAGCAGCAAUCCCGAUCAGUGAAAUAGUGACGUGGAUGAUGACGUGGCAUGGAACAAUGGAUAGCGGCAUUCUCAGUCAAUCAAGCCGAAAAUGGUGAUAUGGAUGAUGACGUCAGCCAAAAAAACAAUGGUGAGUGGAUGAUGACGUGGCAUGGUGAGUAAAUGGAUGGGGUGCAAUGGGUGCAGACGAAUGGAGUGAUCGGGGAAGGGUUCUAGCUUCUGAGGGGUCGUUGAUACUGCCCGAUUUUAACGAGGAUUUUGAUAAAUAGCACGGAGAACUGCGUUGGGCAUUACCCCUCGAAGAUGGCAUGGUGAAUAGAACAGUCGUUCAAUGAUGACUCUGAUGAGUGAAUUACCCUUUAGGAGAGUAGGGUGGUUUUAUUGCUGUAGGACGUAGGCACUGCUAUUCAGUGAGCAGUUGCUGAAAGAGUGUCAAGUCCAGUGAAGAUAUUCGUUGAAAGCGUUGCUACGAGAUGAUGAGGUGAUACGUGCAAACAUAAUUUGGGUCUUCAGUCCCACAAGUGCAUGCACGUACAUGCUAUAUCCUGGCUGCAACGCCUUUCAUAGACAUGCCAUCCUCUUUGCAACACCUUUUAUACAAAAAAAUAACGAUCUGUAGACUGGGUGGAAACCAUGGAAUGGAGAGUCGGCGGACGGGAAGCUCAGGUUGUACAGUAGUGAUUUACAGUACAGGUGGUUAUUUUAAUUUGUGAUUUAGUGCCAGAAAUGCAGCUCGACAACGAUCUGUGGACUGGGUGGAAACCGUGGAAUGGAGAGUCGGCGGAUGGGAAGCUCAGGUUGUACAGUAGUGAUUUACAGUACAGGUGGUAAUUGGAAGUUGUGAUUUGGUGCCAGAAAUGCAGCUCGACGGAAAGGGGUGCCAGACAUGCAGCUUGACGUUAAGGGGUGCCAGACAUGCAGCUCGCCAGAAAUGCAGCUCGACGGAAAGGGGUGCCAGACAUGCAGCUCGACGGAAAGGGGUGCCAGACAUGCAGCUCGACGGAAAGGGGUGCCAGACAUGCAGUUCGACGUAAAGGGGUGCCAGACAUGCAGCUUGAUGUAAAGGGGUGCCAGACAUGCAGCUCGACGUGAAGGGGUGCCAGACAUGCAGCUUGGCGUAAAGGGGUGCCAGACAUGCAGCUCGGCGUAAAGGGGUGCCAGACAUGCAGCUCGACGUAAAGGGGUGCCAGACAUGCAGCUCGACGUAAAGGGCAAUAGUCGUGCCGGUAAGUAAUUGUGCAUUAGCGCUCUCAGGAAUAUGAACUUGAAGUAUAGUUGUAUUACUAUCAGUAGGCAGACAUAUAAAAAUAGACUCUGCGCAGUAGUGCAGCUGGGAUUGUUGGGAAUAGGAAUUUGAAGCAUGAUUGUGCUAUCCGAUACAUUGGCGGACACAUAGAUGGGGGGGACUGUACGUAUAAACGCUCCUGGAGAAAAUAUGCACAUAUCGUGUAAACUAGUCCAGGUUCAUCAUUUGGGUCUAUGCGUUUCGGCAUUAAGGAGGAACACCGGGGAUUGAUAGAGCCGAUCGAGAGAUUGGAUCGAUGGGUAAAGUCAAUCCUUGACAAAUACAUGAUGCGGACACAUUAAGUCAAUCCUUGACAAAUACAUGAUGCGGACACAUACAUAGAUGGGGGGGACUGUACAUAUGCACACUCCUGGAGAAAAUAUGCACAUAUCGUGUAAAUUAGUCCAGGUAUCGUUUGGGUCUAUGCCUUUUGGCAUUA
Messenger RNA from Chara braunii, 3409 nucleotides. The record is from the annotation of a GenBank genome assembly. Lineage: Eukaryota; Viridiplantae; Streptophyta; Charophyceae; Charales; Characeae.